Patella vulgata (common limpet) is the source of this 1398-nucleotide messenger RNA. RefSeq names its product trypsin II-P29. Bases 1 to 627 code for a protein of 208 amino acids. Gene Ontology annotation, molecular function: serine-type endopeptidase activity. The record is from RefSeq and is a predicted model, not a curated record. Lineage: Eukaryota; Metazoa; Mollusca; Gastropoda; Patellidae. The transcript has 5 exons. Gene Ontology annotation, biological process: proteolysis.
AUGUAUUAUAAAACAUGUACAAAACAAAACAAAGACAGUAACGUUCCUUUGAUCUGCGAGACACCAACUAAUGCUAUUAUAAUAUAUUACAGUGUCAGUCGAUUCUUAGUUAUUCUCGGUGAUUAUAGGACAAACAGAAAAGAGCGUACCGAACAAUUGUUCAAAUUACGCCGUGUUUAUGUUCACCCCCGUUACAAUCGUAGAAGAGUAACGAAUGAUUUGGCUAUAUUGAAACUAGCUGGAAAGGUUCGUUACACCAAGACUGUUAAACGGGUCAGGUUAGCAAAACCAGGACAAAAUUUUGUCGGGUCUACUUGUAUCAUCAGUGGCUGGGGAGCAACUCGCGGAGGUGGACCAACAAGCAAUAUCCUCCAGUUUACAAGAGUCACGGUUAUCACAAGUAGACGAUGUCAAAGAUCUUAUGACGAUAUCUUUGGAAGAGUAAUCUGUUUUUUAUCGAACGACAGAGGAAGCGGUAUUUGCGAUGGAGAUAGUGGUGGGCCUGCAGUUUGCCACGGUGUUUUGGCUGGCGUAACCUCCUUUGGGGUAGAUGAUUGUCUGACACACUAUCCCAGCGUCUACACUAGAGUUUCGUAUUAUAAUAAGUAUAUUAGACAACGAUUGUAACGACAUGUACUUACAAACUGAAAAUGGAUGAUAGCGUUGCCAGGAAGUGAAUACACUCCCACAAACAGUAUACACAGGAGUGACAACCGUAUACACUGCCAUUGGCAAAGUAUACAUGGAAAUGUUCUCUUGUUAUUCGCCGACAAUUAAUUAGGCAUAGUGAAACCGUAUACACAAAUAACCGAUCAUUCAAAUUUGAAAAUAGGCCUCCUCUCUUUGUGACUUCCAAUCUGAUUAAAAUACAGAUCUAUAUUUCGUUUCAUUUUUUUUAUACUUUCGAUGGCCUACACUAUAUGAAGAUCUGACCGGUUGUAGUGAUAGGCGGUACCCAUGGAAACGAAUUAAACACGUCAAAGAAUCUAACAAAUACUCUAUUUUAUAAUAUCUAUUAGUUAUUUUUUUCGAAAUUUUUUUUUGAAUUUUUUCUAGCUGUUAUUAAAACGGAACAAUAUCACGAACAUAGCUUGAAAACCUCUAUUCUAAUUAUUGGGCUGGCUUUGUGAGAACGAAGCUGGCCCGCUAACCAGGAUUCGCUCCCGGUAGAAAGUUCUUCGAAAAUUUCUCACAUGGUUUCCCCUUAUAAGUGGUGCAGGAUGGAGGGCCUAGCAAGGACAAUGUCUAUUCGUCCGUCUACACAAAACUUAGCAAUACGCAAUUAUGAACCACUAAUUUCGCCCCCCCCCCCCCUUCCUCCUUCCCAGUACAUAUUUCGAUGCACGUGCAGGAGCCCCUGAUAGUUGGAAUUCGAUGAAGAGUAGACGGAAAACUCCU